Lichtheimia ornata is the source of this 1266-nucleotide messenger RNA. RefSeq lists its product as uncharacterized. The record is from RefSeq and is a predicted model, not a curated record. The coding region runs from base 1 to 1266 and encodes 421 amino acids. Gene Ontology annotation, biological process: peptidyl-serine phosphorylation; peptidyl-threonine phosphorylation. Gene Ontology annotation, cellular component: cytoplasm; nucleus. NCBI's taxonomy places the organism in Eukaryota, Fungi, Mucoromycota, Mucoromycetes, Mucorales, Lichtheimiaceae. The transcript is spliced from 6 exons. Gene Ontology annotation, molecular function: ATP binding; protein tyrosine kinase activity; protein serine/threonine kinase activity.
AUGCUAGGCGCUGGCACCUUUGGGCAAGUUGCCAAAUGCCGCAAUAUAGAAAGCGGACGUCUUUAUGGUGUCAAAGUGAUUAAGAGCAAGGCUGCAUACUAUACCCAAGCUUUAGUCGAGGUGGGCAUUCUCAAAUAUCUGAAUAGGGAAUGUGACCCUAAUGACGAGCGUCAUAUUGUACGGCUGAAGCAUACGUUUGUGCACAAGCAUCACCUUUGCUUAGUAUUCGAGUUGCUUUCCAUCAACCUAUACGAGUUGCUCAAACACAAUCGAUUUCGGGGAUUACCAACAGCCAUCAUUCGUACCUUUUGUGAGCAAUUACUAGAGGGGCUUGCUACUUUACGAGAAGCAGGGAUCAUCCAUUGUGAUCUCAAGCCAGAGAACAUUCUUUUAAAGAGCUUGAAGAGACCCCAGAUCAAAAUUGCCGAUUUUGGAUCAGCAUGUCGUACCAACGAGCGCCUUCACACGUACAUUCAAUCUCGAUUUUAUCGUUCACCCGAAGUACUCAUUGGGAUGAGGUACUCUACACCCAUUGACAUGUGGUCACUUGGAUGUAUUCUUGCAGAACUUUUCCUUGGCGUGCCCCUUUUUCCUGGUACCUCGGAAUACAACCAAUUGGCACUUAUCACCCAUGUUCUUGGGUUACCACCAUCAAGCAUGUUGCAACAAGGAAGGCACACUAGACACUUUUUCAAUCGUAAAAUGAUGGACGGCGGCAAUAUCCAAUACGAGCUCAAAAGUAGAAAACAAUACAUGGAUGAAACGCAGCAGGUGGAAAAGCCAAACAAAAAGAUUUAUUCGACCAACGACUUGAUGGAUCUCAUCCUCACGAAUCCCAUGCCACGUAAACAAAUGAACCCUUCUGAAAAGAAUCAAGAGACACGAGUGAGAUUAUUGAUGGCUGACUUUCUAACGCAAGUGCUUCAAUUGGACCCAAGUCGACGCCUCACGCCACACGAAGGGAAAUUGCAUGGCUUUAUCAUGUCAGCUCAUAGUCUAUCUCGUAGUGUACAUGAUCGAUCGCAUUUUGGUGGAGCUAUGGCAGCACAGAGUACUAUUGUGGGAUGUGGCGAUCUGGAGACUUGUGUGGGUUCCCCUGAUAGUAGAGGAGGAGGUGGUGGAGGAGUGAGUCCCAGAGACUCCUCAGCUGAUUUGUUACCAGUUGCACCACAAACGAAUGACAGUGACUUAUUACCUUCAUACAUGAAGAAAGAGGAGGCCUAUUUUUGUGGGAUGCCGAGUGUAGCCCGUCGAUUUACUCGGUAG